Molecule: messenger RNA, 1346 nt
Organism: Parathielavia appendiculata
Lineage: Eukaryota; Fungi; Ascomycota; Sordariomycetes; Sordariales; Chaetomiaceae
Product: Deoxyhypusine synthase
Exons: 3
Coding region: 277-1062 (261 amino acids)
Biological process (GO): peptidyl-hypusine biosynthetic process
Cellular component (GO): cytoplasm
Molecular function (GO): deoxyhypusine synthase activity
Source: RefSeq, a predicted model, not a curated record
AAGGUAGAGGAGCUCGACUUCAACAAGUUCAAGGGCCGCCCCAUCACCGUCGACGACCUCUACCAAGGCAUGAAGCACAUGGGCUUCCAGGCGUCAUCCAUGUGCGAGGCCAUCCGCAUCAUCAACGAAAUGGUACGAAUCGGUUGACCUUGCUUGCAAACGGCGCCAGAGUACGUCGGCACGGGCGCAGUCCGCACCACUAACUGACUCCAGCGAGCAUGGCGAGACCCGGAGUCCGGAGACAAGACUACCAUCUUCUUGGGCUAUACAUCCAACAUGAUCUCAUCCGGCCUCAGGGGCAUCUUCCGGUACCUUGUCCAGCAGAAACAUGUCUCGGCCAUUGUGACCACAGCAGGAGGGAUUGAAGAAGACUUCAUCAAGUGUCUCGGUGACACCUACAUGUCCUCCUUCAGCGCCGCCGGCGCCGAACUGCGUGCCAAGGGUCUCAACCGGAUAGGCAACCUGGUCGUGCCCAACUCCAACUACUGCGCCUUUGAGGACUGGGUCGUCCCCAUUCUCGACAAGAUGCUGGCAGAGCAGGAGGCCAGCCGUGGGACCGACGACGAGGUCAACUGGACGCCCUCCAAAAUCAUCCACCGUCUCGGCAAGGAGAUCAACGAUGAGCGGUCCGUCUACUACUGGGCGUACAAGAACGACAUCCCCGUCUUCUGUCCUGCAUUGACGGACGGCAGUCUCGGCGACAUGCUGUACUUCCACACCUUCAAGUCCUCGCCCAAGCAGCUCAGGGUAGACAUUGUCGAGGACAUCCGCAAGAUCAAUACCAUUGCCGUAAGGGCGCACCGCGCUGGCAUGAUCAUUCUGGGUGGCGGAGUGGUCAAGCAUCACAUCGCGAACGCGUGCUUGAUGCGGAACGGGGCUGAGUCGGCGGUGUAUAUCAAUACCGCCCAGGAGUUUGACGGGAGUGAUGCUGGGGCGCGGCCAGACGAGGCCGUGUCAUGGGGCAAGAUUAAGGUUGGGGCAGACGCAGUCAAGGUGUACGUCGAGGCUACAACUUGCUUCCCAUUCAUCGUAGCAAACACUUUUGCAAAAGACGACCAAUAGGACUACACUUUACCCGUCCACCUUUCUCCGGUUACAAUCACACGGAUAGAUGGCUCCUGCUGAUCAAGCAGAGUUGCUUGCCACUCCCAAAUCCAAAACGAUCUGACCUAGCAAGCAAGCUGGACACCCGAGAAUUGCUCUUAUACAUCGACAUGUGCUUGGACAAUCGUAAAGUGCCCUCGCAGAAGUCUUGUCACCUCUGUUUAUAUGUAAAUGAACGAGAAAGCGUCUGCAGCUUAAGAAUGUGAGUCUCUAGCCAAGAUAGUCCCAUAGAUGUAUUGUGG